This is a messenger RNA of Sander lucioperca (pikeperch), 4392 nucleotides long. RefSeq names its product CTS telomere maintenance complex component 1 (gene ctc1). Gene Ontology annotation, cellular component: CST complex. Gene Ontology annotation, molecular function: telomeric repeat DNA binding; single-stranded DNA binding. NCBI's taxonomy places the organism in Eukaryota, Metazoa, Chordata, Actinopteri, Perciformes, Percidae. The transcript has 24 exons. Gene Ontology annotation, biological process: telomere maintenance via telomere lengthening; positive regulation of DNA replication. The record is from RefSeq and is a predicted model, not a curated record. The coding region runs from base 123 to 3734 and encodes 1203 amino acids.
UCCACCCGGAAGUGUAGUUUGAAGGCUUUCUGCGGGAGCUGUGUGUUUACAGGCGGAAUAUUUGAUAUUUAAUAAGUAAUAAAGAGUAAUAUCAGGCGGCAGAGAGCGGUCUUACUGCGGAGAUGGACUCCCUGCAGCUGUUCCUGGAUCAGUUUGAACCCAGCGGGGAAGCCGAGUCUAUGUGGUUGAAGGAGAUCUUCAGCUUCGUCUCAGAACAUCUGUGUCCCGUCCUCUCUGGCCCCGCCCCUUCCGCUGCUGACGGCUUAUUGACAGGUGGAGGUGUGUGUGCUGAUCAGCUGAGUGUGUGUUUGGUGAAGAAGAUCCAGGAACACACGGCCCUCACACACACUUUACCUGUUAGCUACAGGCUGGUGUCCGUCUCGGAGCUCCUCUCCCGGCAGCGCGUGGCGUGCGUCAGCAACCUCUCCUGGAGCACCAAUCAGCAGCGAGUGUGGGCCAAGGAGGCGGAGCUUAGUGUGCCGGGUCAGCGGGCCCUGCAGCGCGUUAACCUGCUUCUGAUUGGCUGUCUGAGAGAGGGGGGGGGCGGAGCCUGGAGGCUGGAGGACGCCAGCGGCAACGUCAGCUGGGAGUGCCUGUCUCCCUCUCCUCUGUGGCUGAAUCGUCCCGUCUUCCUCCCUCACUGGAACUACAUCCCCCACAAUGCCCCGGGGCCGGCUGAGGCCGGAGGCUGCGUGGAACUGAUUGGUUCUCCGGUUCUGCUGAGUCGUGAGCAGGGAUUGGCUGCUGUACCUGGAGGGGCGGGGCUUAGCGGAGCAGUGGGAGUCAGACAGGCUGCAGGGCUGCUGACCAACAGGACUGGAGGACAGCGGGUGUCUGUCUGUGGUCAGGUGUCUUCAGUCUGCCCUCUGCUGGUCGUUGCAGGAACUUCCUUCUUCUGUUUCUCUCUGACAGACGGAGCUCACUCUCUUCCUGUCCUCGUCAAGGACAGCGGGCGGCUCUGGUGGACUCAGUGUGUGUGUGUCGGUCAGAGUGUGUGUGUGACGGCGCUGCGUGUGUGCGUCCUGCGAGGCUGGAGAGGAAACAACAUCCUGUGUGUGACCGACCGAUCUGAAAUACACACAAACUACACACUCACUGACCCUGAGCCGCCGUCGGACACGCCCCCUCCGCUGAUGAUGUCACACAACGAUGACGACGACUGUGAGGAGGCGGAGCCUGAGAGAGACGCAGGCCAAUCAGCUGUCAGGAUGAAGAAGUCCAGAGUCAUCAGUUACCAGGGCACGGUGACGGAGGUGGUGAGUGAGGGGGCGGGACUCUACGUGAUUGACAGGAAGGUGGGGCUGUGUCUGGCCUAUCAGCCGACUCCGCGGAGGAAACUGAGAGCCGGAGACUCUGUGGAGCUGCAUCACGUGCACUUCCUGUACCGGCCGUGCCCAGACUUUCCUCCCAGCAUGCUUUGCACCUGUCUGCGCUCCAGCCUGCGGGUCAGCGCCUUCAGCCGGGCGGCGAGCGAUACGCCCGAUGCCCGCUGCCCCGCCGACGGAGCGUUACCACGGCUACUGCUGGAGAAGAACAUGGGCGUGUCCGAGUACCUGUGGGCGUGUCACCUGAGCUCCCAGCUCGCUCGCAGUCUGGUUCCCGGUGUGCUGAAGCAGCAGUGUGUGUGUGUGUUGUCAUGGAAACUGAUGGAGUGUGUGUGGAGACGAGGGAGAGGACGAGGAAGGAGAGACAUCUACUCAGAGAUGUUGGACGAGCCGCACACCUGUCCUCUGACACAGUACAGCGUGGACCGUGCGGUGCAUCAGUACGUCAGUGUCUCAGGUCUCCGUGAGUCUCUGGAGACAGAGUGCUGGUCCUCAGUGUCUCUCAGGUCUCUGCUGCCCCCUGAUGGACCCAGUCUGUCCCAAGCUCAGAUCAACACAGCCCUGUCCUGGUCCUGCAGGACUCUGACCUCUGACCCCCAGGCCGGGGACAGCCUCAGGCAGCGCCCCCUCCUGCUGGUAGGUGUGUUAGAGCUCCCGUCUCAGAAGUCUGAACAGAGUCUUCAGCUCAGAGACGGGACGGGGACACUGGCCUGCGUCGUCACGGAGACCAGCCAGGAUGGAGGUCAGAGGGCGGUCUUUAACACCGCCUGGAUAGGUUGUUUGGUGUGUGUCCAGCAGUUCACCAUGGUGACCGAGAGAUUCCUCCAAUCAGAUUUCCCCUCCUACCAGCACCUGGACCAGGACGAGUUCAUCACACACAAACACUGCAGGGUCUACCUGCAGUUUUCUCUGGACGACCUUCACAUCCUGAGUCCGUCUGUUGCUAUGGUAACACACCUGCGACAGAAGGGGGCGGAGCCAGGAGGUGAGGUCACAGGAAGGAAGAGACGAAGAGAAGAAGAAGAGGAGCCAGGCUCCUCCCACUCUGCCUCUUCCUCCUCCCAUCCCUGCGUCUCCAUGGUGAUCAGGGUGGAGCAGAAGGAGGGCGUGGCCUGGAGGAACACGGGGGCGGGGCUAAAGGAAGAGGAGGUGGGGCUUACGCCCAGCUUCUCCGUCAGAGCGGCUGUGAUUGGCCCGGUGGUCAGCUGGGGGCGGGACCCGAAGAACGAGCCAAUGACAGAGAGAGAGAAGGAGACAGAGAGGGAGGACAAGGUGCUGCUGCUCCUCUCAGGUGUGUCUUCCCGCUGGUUUCCUGUCCUCCAGCCUUCACUCUUCUACAGACUCAUCGCCACCAACACUCAGGAUCCCAGCGUGCUGAUUGGCUGUGGCGUCUCUGGGCGGAGGGGGGUGGAGCUCCACACUGACUCCACCCUCCAGGUGCGAUCUGAUUGGAGGUUCCACACUCUGACCCGCCCCCUGUCCCUGCUCACCUGCCCACAGGCUGUCUCUCCCUCCGUCCUGUCUGUCUCUGAUGUGUUGGACUGCAGGUCAGAGCUGGUGUGUUUCCAGUCUCAGGUGUGUGAGAGGACAGGUCUGACCAACAGGACCGGGGGUUCUGCUGCAGGUGUGAGACUCUCAGUGUGUGACCAGACUGGGAGGAGUCUGCAGGUCUACCUGGACUUAAGCCACACCCCCUACCCACCUGGCCUGUUGCCUGGCAACACACUGCUGCUGUCUGGUUUCCAGAGGAGAGUGUCCAGGUCUGGGGGGGUGUACUGCAGCCUGCUUCCUGUCAGCUGUAUAACUGUCGUCUCCCUGGGAGAUACCAGCUCACCUCGGCCUCCUCCUGCUCCCAUGAUGCAUCUGGGUGUGUGGGCGCUGAGCAGGGAGCAGAGGUGCAUUGUGGGUCAGGUCAAAGGUCACGUGGUGUGUUUCCUGCUGCUGCAGCUGCAGUGGAGCUGCUCUCUGUGUGGGAGUGUCUACAUACAGUCCUGUUCCAGUCCUCAGUGUCGUUCCACUUCGUCCGUCUUCCAGUCUAAAGCAAAGCUGGUGAUUGAUGACGGGACAGGAGAGGCUCACGUCUGGUUCUCAGGUGCUGUGGUUCGUCCUCUGCUGGGAUUGGCUGAUUCUCAGUGGGAGGGGCUUCAGAGAGCGCUCAGGGUCAGAGGUCACGUCAGAGUGUUCCCCCGGGGGCGGAGCAUGGUGUGUGACUCUGAUGACCCUCUCCUCCACUUCCUGCUGUGUGUGUGCAGCAGUGAUGUUGUGUGUCGGCAGCUCUCUCUCACCUGCAGGAGACUCAACAACCAGAGAUCAGAAGAGAUGAAGAGGUUCAGUCGAGGAGACCGAGACUUCAUGACCAGGGUGACUCCACCUGUACAGCUCACCUGUCUGCAGCUCAACUCUGACUGACCUCACCUGUCUGCAGCUCAACGCUGACUGACCUCACCUGUCUGCAGCUCAACACUGACUGACCUCACCUGUCUGCACUGACUGACCUCACCUGUCUGCAGCUCAACGCUGACUGACCUCACCUGUCUGCAGCUGUAUCAGUGAAGCCAAAACUACAACAUCUGGGACAGAGGCCAAACUCAAACAUCUGCAGUACAAGUAGUUUCUGUGCUGUUAGGUAAUUGUGAUCAGCUGAUGUUUGUUCCAGUGUUCAUGUUUCCCAUCAGUUUGGUUUUUAUUAGUUAUUGAUGCUAUAAAAACAGGUUGAAACAUCCUGAUUGACAGCUGGGAUUGACUCCUGAUUGGUCAGGUGGGUGUGUGUGGGCGGGACUUGGAGGCUCCGCUGCUCAAUCACUACUGCGCAGACUCUGGCUCCAAAAUUCCAAGAUGGCUGCACCUGUAUCCGGGGGAUUCUGGCUUCACUUCUGUACAGCAGGAGGAAGUUGAGACGUGGCGGCCAUCUUUAGAUACAGACACUGACACACAGACAGGAAGUCAGCCACAGGAAGAGGCGGAGCUAGCUCAACUGCACUGUGAAUUUUAUAUUGCAGUUUGUUGAUGUUGUGUUUAAUGUUAUUAAUUAUGUUGAUAAGAGUUAUUAAAUCUUUGUUUAUUUCUC